GUACUUGUGUCCCAUCGCGCAGUGUCCGCGCAGCAGUGCUCCGCCAGGCCAGCAGCUCCCCGUAGCAGUCGCAUCGCUACCUGCAGGAAGACGGAGGAAGCCCAGGAGCUGUCGCCUCAGGGGGACGGCUAGAUGAGAUGGGCGGCGGGGUCCGCUCUGCAGCAGCAGCUUGCUGAGCUGGAAGUCGAGCGCGCCCGAGCAUGACUCUGGCCGGACCGGACCAUUUUCUUGCGGUGGAAACGACAGCGUUUCUGGGUGCCUGUGUCGGCUUCGUGGUGCUGCUGGUGGUCGUGGCGUUGUACCUGUCGCGCAAGUGGUACUUCACGCCGGCCGCAACGACGACGAGCCUCUUCGGCGCUGUCUGCGUGCCACUUUGCGAGUCGAGCAACAGCUCCGCGGCCCAGAGCCUGGGCAAGAACUACCCGUUCUCGGAUCCGGAGACCAGCUCGGACUCGGAGGAGGACGCCCUUCGCCGGCUGAGCAGCCGCAGCCAGCCGCCCCCGGACACGUUGACCAUCCAAGCCGAGGAUGGACUGCCGAGCAUCAAGCAGAACGGCACCGAGGAGCAGCCCGAGGAGCGGCCCGAGGAGCGGCCCGAGGAGCGGCCCGAGGAGCAGCCCGAGGAGCAGCCCGAGGAGGAGCAGGAGCAGCAGCAGCAGCAGCAGCAGCAGCAGUGCGUAGUGGAGGUAGGCUCGCCGAGCCUGCUGAUCGAGGAGAGCCAUGCCGCGAGCAGCUCGCUCGCCGUCUCGGGCGAGGAGAUGGCGAGCCUCGAGGUGGCCUUCCUCUACGACGCGCCGAUGCGCGAGAUGACGGUGCACGUGCUGCAGGGCCGCAACUACCCGGCGGGCAUAGGCGGCAGCCAGGUGCGCCUGGUGCUGCUGCCCUCGAAGAAGCAGCGGCGCAAGACCCGCGUGCGCCAGGGCAGCUCGCCCCAGUACAUGGAGAGCUUCCUGCUGCCGCGGGUCAACCCCGAGGACGUCAACGCCAUGGGGGUCCGGGUGCGGGUCUACCUCUGGGGCGGCAGGAUGCGCCGGGAGCGGCUCCUCGGCGAGGCGAGGGUCUCCUUCGACCGGAUCAACCUGCGCCUCGAGACGACCCUCUGGCUCGCCCUCCAGCCGCCGCCCUCCUCCUCGGCACAGGACUGGGGCACGAGGCCGAGCCUGACGCGCAGCGACUCCACGGGCUCGCAGCAGUCGGUGCAGUCGUACGCGCUGCCGACGACGCCGCCCUACGGCAGCAGCAUGAAGGGCGGCAGCGUAGCCGAGAUCCUGAUCGGGCUGACGUACAACGGCGUCACCGGCCGGCUCUCGGUCGAGAUAAUCAAGGGCUCGCACUUCCGGGGCGGCUGCGGCAACGACACCAAGCCGCCCGACACCUACGUCAAGCUCGCCCUCGUCGACAGCAACGGGCACGAGAUGGGCCACUCCAAGACCGGCCUCCGGAGGGCCCAGCCCAAUCCGCUCUACAAGGAGACCUUCAUCUUUCAGGUCGCCUUGUUCCAGCUGGGGGACGUGACGCUCUACCUCUCGGUGUACAACCGGCGGCGCACGGCCGUGAUGGGCAAGAAGGGCCGCGAGAUGAUCGGCUGGCUCUGCCUGGGCCUCAGCAGCAGCGGCGCCGACGAGCUGCAGCACUGGAACGACAUGCGCUCCGCGCGCCAGCCGACCCAGGUGCAGCGCUGGCACUCGCUCCUCCGGCCCUGAAACGCCGAGAGCCGGCCGCGAGGCCCGACCUCCUAACCAGCACCACGACAACAACCAUCUCUUUUCCGACGCUACUUUUUCCUCGGAGAAGGCUGCACGCGCGCGACCCUCGAUCGAUCCGAGACCCGAGAGACCGCCGCGACGAGCUGGGGACUAAGUACCCCUACCGCGACGUCUCGCCAGAUCGAAACCCUCGGCUCUGCAAGAGCUCGACGCGCGCGAUCUUUCGCCACACAAGGCGAAUGCCAAUGUACUGCCCGAAUCGAGACUACGACCCUACACACGACCGACUAAGUACACACGGACCUGAAUGAGAUUCAGGGCGCAGAACCACGAGAACAAUUUCUUUGUAAACUUGGAUACCGAUUUAACUAAGUAGCGGCCGGUUUUUUCGUGGCCUCCCGCGCGGGGGCCUUUUGCGAGAUUCCCUUUGAUACGCCAAAUGAUGCAUAAAUGAGAUGACAUAUAUAUGUAAAUGAGUAUAUUCCGUGUACGAGAGUGAGAGAGAUAGUGAGCGCGACGUGUCAAGUAGAGCUGUGAGACAGAGACGAGCCGAAUCCUCGCCGAAUCCUCGAUGAUUUCGUUCGACGGUUCGAAGACUCGUUGUACCUUUGACGAUAUAUCGUUUAUUGUGUACAGCGGCGCAUUGCGUCGCUGAAUGCGCCGCUGGCGGUCGGUAUACGCAUACAUUUGUCGAUCGAAGUGUACAUUGCACAAUAUUAUUUGGGCAUAUUUUGCGCGCAAGCCGAUUUUUGACUCGGGAGCCCGUCUCCCUCAUCUCUCUGCGCUCCCUCGUGAGUCGUGGGCUGCAGAGCAUUUCAAUACUUUAAACUAAUACUUGGCAGAUCGCCUCGCGUACAUAGAAGCACGCGCGGGCGAUCGAACGAUUUGAAGCUCGUGUAUUUUGACGGCCGCGGGCCAUGUAUUUCUGCGCCGACAACACAGCGCACGCGCGUCGACCCUCUGUCUUUAAAUUUACUUUGUGCCUUUCGUCCCUCGAGCUGAUGCGCGCGCUGUAUUGUUCGUUCAUCUCGCUCGCGUUCUCGCGCGUCCCUCUCUAUCGUCACGUGGUGCACGCGGAACGGUUUGAGACGCGUGGUUCAACGCGUGUGUUGGCCGAUCAUCCUUUUCUCGCAUAUACAAAAUGCAGGCGAUCAAGCUGACGGCUGGCAAGGCCAAGGGGAACGGAAACCAUGAAACCCAUGAAACAUGAAAAAAAAAAGCAAAAAACAAAAAAGAAU
Molecule: messenger RNA, 2944 nt
Organism: Nasonia vitripennis (jewel wasp)
Lineage: Eukaryota; Metazoa; Arthropoda; Insecta; Hymenoptera; Pteromalidae
Gene: Syt14
Product: synaptotagmin 16
Exons: 6
Coding region: 201-1703 (500 amino acids)
Source: RefSeq, a predicted model, not a curated record